AUGAUUUAUGGUCAAGUGAAAUCUAAAAUCGAUACAGCAUAUGCACAUCGUCAAUGUCUUGCUAGCGAAAUGAUACCAAUCAAACAAAUUAUCGAAUUAUGUCCAGCUUUAUCAAUCGCAGACUUCAUGAUUCGUGAAAUGAAUCUUCAUUUUGAUCCAUUUCAUGGUGAUAUUCAAGCAUUACAAUCAACUUUUACAAAAUUGGCUACAACUCUGGAUCAUCAAGAAAAAAAAGACUACUAA
Rotaria socialis is the source of this 243-nucleotide messenger RNA. Lineage: Eukaryota; Metazoa; Rotifera; Eurotatoria; Philodinida; Philodinidae. The record is from the annotation of a GenBank genome assembly.